AUAGCUGGAGUAUUGCUGAGUGAGGCGUUAAACAACAAACGAUAAACAAAAUCCUUUAAGCGUAUAUCCGUGAUUGUGUAAUCCACCCACUGUUGCAAUACUGCAAAGAGGCAACAGAUCUUGUGUAUCAACACAGUGCAACAGUAGCAGAAUGCCCGUCCACAAGGGGCAGCAACACAACCACACUGACAUAUGGGUUAUAAAUAACUGACAGAAACUUUAAAUAGCCCACCCGUGUCGUCACGAAGCACUACGCAUGCGUCCCUUCUUGUUACUGCGCAAACGAUGACAGAACAAGGCGGCCUUUGAUCCGGAGUCAGCUGAGUCUGAAGGUAUGUAAGGCGGCAUGAUGCUGAGGCUGGGCCUGGGGAUUGCACUUCUGGUACUCCUGCCCCUUGUCACACAGGGUGGACAGAGGUCUUUGAAGAUAUGUCCCCCGGGAAAAGAGUUGAGGAAGAAUGGUCAACAAGACUGGAGAUGCAAACGAUGCCAAGAUGGCUACUUCUCCAAAGGUUCUCCAGCACUCUGCAAACCCUGCCGGACAUGCAAACACGGUUAUAAAAAGAAAUGCACACGAAAGAAGAAUGCAGUUUGCAAAAAAUUGUCGCUUAAAGAAUGCAUGCAAAACUGGCUCAAACACCAGCAUGUUAUAAAGGAAUGUCGUAGCCAGAUGGAAGUGUUCAUGCGACUCCUAGAAAUGAAGUGCAAGGGAAAGAAAAUGAAAAAGAAACACUGUAUGCGCAAGGUGAUGAAGAAAUUCUUCAAGCAUGAAUACCAUACACCAAGGAGCACAACAGGUAUAUCAACAACAACAGCAGCAACAACAGCAACGACAACAACAACGACAGGGAUAACACAUACAGCCUACAUGCCCUACUCUACAAUGCUGUCUUUAGCCCAUGACGAAGCUAACUAUGAAGCAGAUGCACCAGGAACACCGUCGCCAGAACAUGAGGGGAUUGACUACACUACUUUGAUAGCUAGUAUAGCUGGGAUAGUGUGUCUUGCCAUUAUUAUUUUGACAAUCGUUGUAACACUGGAGAAGAGACGCAAGGUUAAAAUGAAGAUGUUCAAAGACAUUAAUGUGGACACAGAUCACGAAGGGACACCUGAGACUAAUUUUCCUUCUUUGGAGAGAUCAGAUUGGAAUGAAAGUCUUCAAACACACACAGAUGAUACGUGCAACGAGGGUACAGCUGUAGGCAUGAAUCCAGUGGAUAUUCCAGUAGGUGAAGGUUCCCAAUCAGCUUCAGUCUCGCGCCACCAAACACGAACAAUGACAUCCACAAGUCAACAUGACAAUUUUACUGAAGAACAAAACAUGAAGUCUGCUCUCGAUUUGCCGCAAAUGGUAUCCAAAGUCUAUGAUCCGGAGACGGAAUGGCAAAAUUGGUCUCGUUCGCUGCCUUUAAGCAAAAACAGACCCUGCCUACAAUCAGCUCUUGUGCAUCAGGCUUCUUCAGAUCGGGUCCUUCUGUGUCAGGUUUCUGGCAGUUUCAAUAAAGACAAACUAUUAGCAAGACACCUCGAUACAGUUUCAGAUGUCGACGAAAUGCCAGCUGAGGUUAUCCCAAAGCUGCAGAAUGACACGCCGGUCAGCUUUGUAACACCAGUAGCUAUCAGAGAUGAAUUUACCAGUCACGACACUUUGGUGCAGAGUGACCGAAGCCAAACCUCAGCUGUAACAGAAGAUGAGGACUACUCAAUUGACAGAUACAGCGGUGCAGCUUCUACUCAGAGAACUUCACCAGCUGAAAACUGCCCGCCAAACAACUGCAAUAGUAGGAAACAUAGCAUACCUUCAAUCCGACUUGAUAAUUUUAUAAAUAACCUAGAAUAUCAGAAAUACAAAACCGUCAGACCGGAAAAUCUUUAUGGAAAUCUAUUCUCAUCAAGAGGAACACAAACAAAGCGUAAUCAUGAAAACACAAGAACUAUAUUCGGAUACGAAUGGAACAAAUCUGCUGAAUUUACAUCCACGGGAGGAAGCCUGAGUGUUCGAAGGUCGGACAUAAGCCUGCAUGUUCCACGGGACGCCGUGCCCACAGGGGAAAGUGUGUCUGUACAGGCGUAUUUCACUCCCGAGUUCCACAACCUCCAACCAUACAUGGACGAUGACGAGGUGAUUGUAUCCCCAGUUGGGGAAUUUCAAAUGUCGCACAAGACGACGUGGGACAGGCACGUCAGGAUUCACAUACCAUACAUCCAGAGGAAUCCAGAGGAAACGUUCAGGGUUAGAUUCUUCCAGGAGAACACUUCAGGCAACAUUGAGCUUGGCGAUGUCUCCGUGAAGGUGGAUGGGGUAAACCAGGACAUGUAUUACGUCAAGGAGGACAAUCAUGUCGAGAUCUUCACCGUCCAUUUCACUGGCUUCUUCUGUUCUGUGUGCGGACACACCUGCCCGCUGGACCUCGUGGCGCUGGUGUUCGGGUGUUACGGUCAACACGACCACGAGGCCUGGGUCACGCUGCUUGUCGGGGAUCGCAGGAACAGCAUCCCAGAAGUCAGGCAGAAAAUCCUUGAUAAAGAAAGGGCCCUCAAUGGCUCGGAGCUGGUGGCUGAACGCUCAGUCCGACUGGUAGAGGACUAUGACUGCGAGAGUAGGCUGAUGUUCCGACUUCAUGUCCGGACUCAGGCUCAGCUCUGGAGCAAUGCUGACUCGGAGUCAGGGGAUCAGCAGGUUAGGCGUCUGCGGGAACUGAUAAAGUGCAGUUGCUCCAAAGUCCCGGAUGUGCCACAGUCCGAGUUUGAAUCCCACCACAAAUGUGAGGACAGAUUGCAGUGGGUGUACACCUGUGAUGACCCGCUCCCCGACACCUUCUCGUGCAAGAUCCACGUGGAACACGUGCUGAAUGGUGACGUUGUCACGCCCAGACACGACACGUGUAACGAAGGCGUGACUAACAUCCUUGUUCCACCUCUGAAACUGCCACGCCCACAACAACAUAAACAGAUGAAGAGCCAAGAUGCGGACCAGCCAAUGGGGUUUGGCGAGCUAUCCAGUUCAAAGAAGCCACUGUUUUCCCGUAAUACAAACACCUCUUUGAUGGGACCUCUUCAUCAACGAAAGCAGGAGUGUACCUAUAGACAGGACACAUAGUUUAGUAUAUCUAUGUAUACCGCAUCCGUACGUUGCUUUGAUACUGGCAGUUUUGUUACCAUGUGGAUUCAUAAGAACAUAAAUACCAACAAACAGGCUGGCAGGUUAUAUGGAAGCAGGCGACCAGUACACUAGUGUUCACGCACCUGGGUGUAAGUGUCAGCGGGGUGUAAACGUCUUUAUCUGUGAGACAUGUGCAAGAUUUGCAAAGACAAAUUCCUCCCUGCAGUUUGUAGCACGAGGAUUGUAAGGCCGCCUCACUUACAGCCGCAUAUGGACCAGGUCGAUGUGACGUCAGUCUUGGACGUUUAACUCGUGACUGAAACCAACGCGCAGGACAUGGUGCUGACAGACCAAGUACCAGUAGUAGUAGGAGAAUCUGGCACCACGACCAUUGAACGUUGAUCCACCAAUGGAUGGAACUCUGUUAAACCUCGUGACUUGAUGCUCGGUCAUGUGACCGUGCUUGUGUUGGCCGAUAGGACAUGUAGUAGCUGACAUGGGCGGUGUCCCAAAUACUCACAAACAGCUGUGUGUGCGCGCGUGCGCGCGUGCGUGCGUGCGUGCGUGCGUGUGUGUGUGUGCAAGUGGUGGGGGUGGGGGGAUGGGGGUGGAAGGGGUGAGGCUGAUGACGUUUGUUUGUUUUUAUUUACGGACUUCUGUACGUACGUGGGUACGUAGUCAGGUGUAGUUCUAUGUAGUCAGGGGAAACCUGCAAUUAUCUGGUAAUACCGGUAAUCUUUUCACUCACGGUUAACCUUGCCACUGACAAACCUUAAGUGUGAAUGAAUAGCCUCAUAUCCUUCCAAAUUCUCACAUGAUGAGAAACUGACUCAAUCUCGGCAAUAAACCUACACGAGUAUACGUAAAGUGACAUCUGAACAUUGAAGUUGGAUCUGUGGCUAGCGUGGCCUAUCAGCGAGGCAAUAGACCGAGCUGGGGGGUGUUGGGUCACAGUGCUGUUAGUCAAAAGCAUGCAGUGGCAAUUAGUGGAGGUAAAACUGAAAGAAAGCUUACUCUAUGUUACAGAGCUGUGGAAUUAAUGUUAAAAGUAUACAAUACUAAUGUCUAAAACAUAACUUAUUUUCUAACUAAUAAUAUCAGGGUUCAUAAUCGGAAUCAGUAGAACAUACACGUUAUUAUUUUGAUAUAGGAGAACUGGCAAAACAUGAAUGGAGUUCAAUGGAUUACAUGUAAUCUUGUAUUUCAUUUAAGAUUUGCACCACAGCAUUGCUACUCUCGUAGGUCAAUAAACAAUGAAUAAUA
Messenger RNA from Haliotis rufescens (red abalone), 4366 nucleotides. RefSeq lists its product as uncharacterized. The record is from RefSeq and is a predicted model, not a curated record. Bases 347 to 3100 code for a protein of 917 amino acids. The transcript is spliced from 10 exons. NCBI's taxonomy places the organism in Eukaryota, Metazoa, Mollusca, Gastropoda, Lepetellida, Haliotidae. Gene Ontology annotation, molecular function: protein binding.